Molecule: messenger RNA, 1830 nt
Organism: Venustampulla echinocandica
Lineage: Eukaryota; Fungi; Ascomycota; Leotiomycetes; Helotiales; Pleuroascaceae
Exons: 1
Coding region: 1-1830 (609 amino acids)
Source: RefSeq, a predicted model, not a curated record
AUGAAUCUCUACGAAACUCUUCCCACACCACAUAGCAUACGCGUUCUAACCUUGAAGAGACCAACGUUAGGCAUCGAGGGAAUCGAGAAGGACACUGAAAGAUCGGCUACGGGCGUCGAACAACCAGUGUACUGUGAAAUGUCAGUGAUCUCUCUGACUGAACCAGAGCCGUUCGAUGCACUAUCCUACGUCUGGGGUGACCCUUCUGUCAGGGAGCGCUCCAUGGUUUGCAAUGACAAAAUGGUUCCUAUUACGUCCAAUCUAUGGACCGCACUACAUCAGAUAUGGGGAGAAUGGCCCGAUAAAAAGCUAUGGGUAGAUGCUAUUUGCAUCAACCAGACUGACAUUCCAGAGAGGAAUCAACAAGUUACAAUGAUGGGCGGCAUCUACAACAUUGCUCAAUGUGUCGUUGUGUGGCUUGGCGAGGCGACGCAGAAGAGCGAAGACUUCUUCAAGAUCCUCGAGAAAGUGAGGGAUGGACAAGAUUUGUCACUAACCUACGGCAAAAAUUUCAACGAACUCUUGGAUUUUGGCGGAGAAAUCUUGUCUCGAGCAUGGUUUCGACGGGCUUGGACUUUGCAGGAGAUUAGCCUUUCGACAGAUUCCAUUGUUUGCUGCGGGUCCCAGUACGCAGACUUCCGGAUUUUCUUGAAAACCAUCUACUCGCUCAAUCGCCUAUCCGAAGCCGAACAUUUCUGCGGCGCCAGGAUUCUAGACGUCCCGACUCUUGCCCAGGUUGGGGAGGACAGGACCCUGUUUCACCUACUGGCACAGACGCAGGAGCGUGAAUCGUCAGACCCCCGAGACAAGGUCUACUGUUUGCUCUCGCUGUUGCCCCGGGAUCUUUACGAUUUCAUGGAAGCGGAUUACUCGCUGUCCGUGGAGGAGACUUUCACAUGGGCGGCGCGAGUGUGCAUAGAACUUGAUAAAGACCUGCAUUGCUUGUGGGCUGCUGGUCUCGAGGCACUGGAGAGAGCCCGACAGGAAAGAAGAUUUCAACGACGGCGACAGGAACGACUACAGGGUCCUCUACAGAGAGAGGAUUCGGACGAAGAAGGUCUGGAGAGCGAGGAAGAAGAUCGACGGGAAGACGAAGAUAUUUUUCUGCCAUCGUGGGUGCCUAACUGGAAGACCGAAGAUGAGGUCUCCAGUCUGAGAAAUCUUUACAGACUUAUUGAAAGCGCGAGAACAGAUCCCGAACGACUCCGCAGUCGUUCCAACCAUGGCUGGAGACUUGAGCGUAAAAGUAGAAAGAUUGGUAUCCCAGGGUUUGGUUUUGGAAGGCUCAAAAUUGACAAGCAGGAAGAUUCAGCUCUCCUCACCGUGUUUCCAAAAUGUGCCAUGAGAACUCUCGAAUUUCAGCCCAGCAAAACUUCAACGUCGAUGGAAUUAUCGAACAACGACUUUGUUACUCUUUGCAAGAGGAUUAACCGACAUGAUAUUGAGCACUGUGCCUGCAUCGAUGGCUCCCCUCGCGUCAGAUAUCCCUUGUGCCACCUGCCUACGAGGGUUAAGGAGGGUGACUGGCUCUGGACACCGACAUUUGGGAACAACAAGAGGGAUGACAAGGAUGAUUAUGAGGAUAGAAUUUAUAUUGAUAAUGGGGAUGUUUGGGAUGAUGACGAUGACGGGAAUGAUGGGAUUGAUGGGAUGAUGGAGAUGUCGAGGAUGAUGAAUGGGGAUAAAAAGGAUAUAUUUUAUGUUUUUGUUUUGCGCCCUGUUGAAGCAACUGAGGAGGCCCAAUUCCAGCUGGUCGGGAAAGGUGUCGGGAAGGCCUACAACCUCAAGCGCCAGUGGGCCCGAAUCCUGACAACUUUCAUUUUAAUUUGA